Molecule: messenger RNA, 1899 nt
Organism: Nematostella vectensis (starlet sea anemone)
Lineage: Eukaryota; Metazoa; Cnidaria; Anthozoa; Actiniaria; Edwardsiidae
Product: delta(12)-oleate desaturase
Exons: 1
Coding region: 226-1383 (385 amino acids)
Biological process (GO): lipid metabolic process
Molecular function (GO): oxidoreductase activity
Source: RefSeq, a predicted model, not a curated record
GCUCAAUGUUUAGAGUCCUCGCGAAUGUGAUUGGUUAAAAACACAAUGACAUCCGUGCAUACAAAGCGGGGGAGCGCGGACAAAGAAUAAUCUGUAGUGUAGUUCACCCAUGGUUCUCAGCGCCCGGUGUCAUUUCGCAUUCACUUCCCACAAGAGCCAGUACUUUUUAGCGAAGGUUGCUGACCGAACUGACAGACCAGCUCGACGCUACGGCAAGAGAAAGCGAUGGGAGUCAUAGAACGAAGAUCUCCGGGCUUAAAACCACCCAAAACAGAACAGGUCGAUAGAAGCAAAACUAUGAAAGCGCCGACAGAAACGCCGCCUUUUACCUUAAAAGAUCUGAAAAACGCAGUGCCGGCUCACUGUUUCGAGCGCUCCUUUCUCAAGUCUACCCUAUACUUGAUAUGGGAUCUCCUUAUGGUAGUUGCGCUAUUGCUUGUCGCCAUUUGGGUCUAUAAUGCCGGCCUACCCUGGUAUGUCCAAGUACUGUUUUGGCCGGCCUACUGGUUCUGUCAGGGCUGUGUGUUGUUCGGUGUAUGGAUCGUCGCUCACGAGUGCGGUCACUAUUCUUACUGUGACAGCAAGGCGAUCUGUGAUUGGCUUGGACUUGUGCUGCACACAGUUCUACUCGUGCCAUACCAUUCAUGGCGUAUUAGCCACAGCCAUCAUCACAGAAACACGAAUAGAAUGGACGGGGACGAGGCAUUCGUCCCGAACACUAGAACACUCCUGGAAAAAGAGGACGACUUGGAGUUCCCCAACGUAUUCAGACGCUUCUAUCAUUUGGUCAAGUAUCUCACCAUCGGAUGGCCGGCGUACCUCUUUUUCCACGCUCGCGGGAGACCCUACCUUAAGCACGUGAACCAUUUCAACCCCUCUGCUCCAAUCUUCAAGAAAAAGGAGUUCUGGGAUGUAGUGAUUAGUGAUGUGGCUUUAGCUUUGUGGGUGGGAUUUCUCGUUUACCUGAGCGUAAAUACGAGUCUAAUCAGUGUGUUGGUGAUUUACGGUGUGCCAUACUUAGUGGUUAAUAUGUGGCUGGUGAUAGUCACUUAUCUUCAACACACCGACAUUACAGUGCCCCACUAUGAUGACCAGGAGUGGACCUGGCUUAAAGGCGCUCUCUGUACCAUUGAUCGGGACUAUGGUCUCCUGAAUACCAUCUUCCAUAACCUCACUGAUGCCCAUGUUGCCCAUCAUUUAUUCUCCUAUAUGCCGCAUUAUCACAUCAAAGAAGCCACCGAGGCCAUCAAACCGAUACUCGGGAAAUACUAUAACUACGAUCCGACCCCAGUUUGGCAGGCCUUGUGGAAAAGCGACUCUUAUUGUAGAUUUGUGGAAGACUUUGGCGGAGUGAGAUGGUACAAGGCUUACAAACACGAGUAAACACACGUACAACAACGAAAAUUCACAUAAAGCUGAUUAGAGCCUUUUUUUUAAUUUGCAACAGUCUGCGAUGUUUAUAAUAAAAAAUACAUAUGUGCGCCUAGUUUUUCAAGCAUUACGCUAUAGUUUUUGAGUGGUUUUGAAUGGAUGGGAAUAAUGUUUUUGAAAGGGGAUAGAACAUGGGAAUGAUAAUUGCUUGCUUUUACAGAAAACAAAUACCUAAUGUAUUACGAAUGUACAUCAUUGAAAAUAAUUGUGAAAAACGCAUUUUAUUUGUCUAAGAAAAGAAAUAUGAGAUGGUAUCGAAUUAUUUAUUAUUCUCUUGGGUCUAUAAGAUAAAUUUAAAAAUAAUGAAUUAUUAUAGUUACAUAAUUAUAUCAUAAAAACGUUUAUUAUGCUAGAAACUAGUUAAGACUAUUUCAAACUAAUUCAAAUGACAGUUUUAAAUUUGAUAUGAUAUACAUGUAAAGACAUUUUUUUCACAAAUCGCUCGGUAUAUGAAUAAAAUAUAAACAC